Acanthosepion pharaonis is the source of this 1767-nucleotide messenger RNA. Lineage: Eukaryota; Metazoa; Mollusca; Cephalopoda; Sepiida; Sepiidae. The record is from the annotation of a GenBank genome assembly.
AUGCCACGUUCUAUCUAUCUAUCUAUCUAUCUAUCUAUCUAUCUAUCUAUCUAUCUAUAUCUAUUCACACUGUUUGCAAACAAGGACCACCUGAUACGAAUUUACUAUCUUUAUCUCUCCCUUUUAUAUCAUCCUUUCUCGUCUCUCUUUUCAUCGUCCAUUUUUCUCUUUUCCGUUUCUUUUCUUUUUUUCUCUCUCUCUUUACAUUGUCUGAUUCUCUCUCUUUCGAUUCUUUGCUUAUUUCUCUAUAUCUCUCUUGACAUCGCCCGUUUUUCUCUCUUUCAAUUCUUUUCUUUAGAUUGUCUUUUUCUUUCUUCUUUCUCCUCCUUCCUUUUUUAUCUCUUUUACUCCUUUACAUUUCUUCCUUUCUUUUCCCUUUUUAUCUCUUUACACCAUUUUCUUCUUUUUCCUCCCUCUUUUCUUUCCACUCUUUCUCUCUCUUUACGUCGUCUAUUGUUUUCUCUUCCUCCUCACUUUUUUCUUCUCUCUCUUUACUUUUUUUUUUCUCUAUUUUUUUACUCUCACUUUUUCUCUAUUUUUCUCUCUUUACAUCAUCUUUUCUCGCUUUCUUCUGCUUCUAUUCCUCUCUCUAUUUACGUCAUAAUUUUCUUUCUUUGGCUCCUUCCUUGUCUAUUUUUCUCUCUUUGCAUCAUCCUUUUCUUUUCUUUCUUUCUUCCGCCCUUCUUCUCUCCCUGUCUCUCUUUCUCUCUCCACCCUCUGCUCGAGAUUAAUUUAGUUAAGCACCUUUUUCAGUCUCAGCACCUCUCUUUUUGCCUUUUGUCUUUCUUGCUCCUCCCGUCAGCCCCACUUUCUUGUCCAUACGGCGUCUGUCCGUCCAAAGUUUCCUUUUUCUUUCCUUUGUUUUCUUCCAUUUCUUCUCAGUUCCUUUUUCCUUCUCCUCGGCUUUUUUUUCUUCCAGUUCCCUCCUUUUGUCGUCCUUUUAAUUCUUGUUUUUUUUCUUUCUUUCUUAUUUUAAUUCUUCUUUUCAAAUAUGCGAGAUCUUUCCUUCUUUCUUUCUUUCUUUCUUUCUUUCUUUCUUUCUUUCUUUCUUUCUUUCUUUCUUUGACUAUCCUUGUUUUUCUUCCUUCUGUUUUGCUUUAUAUUUUCUUCGUUCCUUUGACUAUCGCUUUCUUUCUUUCUUUCUUUUUUUCUUUCUUCCUUUCUUUCUUUCUUUCUUUCUUCGUUCAUUUGACCAUCUUUUUGUCUUUCUUUCUUUCUUUCUUUCUUUCUUUCUUUCUUUCUUUCUUUCUUUCUUUCUUUCUUUCUUUCUUUCUUUCUUUCUUUCUAUACUUAUAUUAUUUCUUUACUACUUUGACCAUCCCUGUCUUUUCUUUUUUCUUUUCUUAUAUUUUUUUCUUUGUUUCUUUGACCAUCCCUGACUUUUCUUUCUUUCUUUCUUUCUUUCUUUCUUUCUUUCUUUCUUUCUUUCUCACGUUUAUAGCCGCUGCCUGUGUUUGGCAAGUUGUAGCCACAGAAUACGAGAGCCCUGCGGAUGAUCGGUCACUUGACCAAUCAGUCAGGUGGCUGAACGCCAGCCACCCUUCACCCGCAUCAAAGCAACCUCGGUUUCCCUGUACAAAAUAUAGGCUUAAUAUUUGGGGAGCGUUUCAUGGAAGCGGAAAAUGUGACUGGCUUUUUGUUCAGUCGCUGCUACGAUUCCUUUCCGUUUUCACUUUCCGAUUGUCGCAAUAUCAUUCCUAUCUAUCUAUCUAUCUAUCUAUCGAAGUCUUUUCAUAUCUAUCUAUCUAUCUAUCUAUCUAUCUAUAG